Danaus chrysippus (African queen) is the source of this 363-nucleotide messenger RNA. The record is from the annotation of a GenBank genome assembly. Lineage: Eukaryota; Metazoa; Arthropoda; Insecta; Lepidoptera; Nymphalidae.
AUGAAAUAUUAUGCUCUACAUCUAUAUAUCGUACCGGCCGCGCCGCGUGAGCAAAAUUUUGAGCAACUUAGGAACGUCGACGGUCUGAGGGGAGCUCGGGCGCGACCGGCUUGGACAGGGCUGGACGGUGUGACGGGCGGCCGGCGGGCGCGGAUCACAUCCUGCGGCCAACGAUACGUCAACAAACAAAGACGGAAACACUACAUACAACUAGAACAAGAUGGACGAAAGAGAGGCGGAGGGCCGCGACAACACAACGAACGUAUCAACUACAGAACAGAUUACAUAGUCUUGGCGCACACAUGGAUGGACGAUGAAUUACUUUUUUUAUCCUUGGACGUUCUAAACAUUCGUACCGAGUAA